Messenger RNA from Linum trigynum, 1699 nucleotides. The record is from the annotation of a GenBank genome assembly. Lineage: Eukaryota; Viridiplantae; Streptophyta; Magnoliopsida; Malpighiales; Linaceae.
GACCAUUGGCCUAACUGUUUCGAGGCCCAACUCGUAUUCAUUCCCCCAAACCCAUAAUUUUCAAACACAAGCAAAAAAUCCAAAUCGAAUCUCCCAAAGUAGUUAACGUAAUCACACCAUCUCCGAUAAUUAACACAAAUACAGAGAAUAAUCUUUUCAAAAUUUGCAGAAAAAUCAAAACAGAAAAACCCUUUCAUAUUUCCUCACUUUUCCCACUCUCCACCGUUACCAUAUAAAUAUGGCGACGGGGAAACCAAAAGAUCAUUUCAUUCAGUAAAGAAAUAAAAAAAAAAUAUAUGGGUGGGAAAAUGUUGAGUUUAGCCACCAUUGCUCCUCUCUUCCUUCUUCUCGCCUUUGUUGGUGCCGCCAUUGCCGAUUUCAACUACGACGCCUAUUCAUAUCCUAAGGUGUUCGAUGUCCGUCGCUACGGAGCAAAGCCCGACGGCAAGUCAGACUCCAGCGAGGCAUUUUUGGCUGCGUGGAACGACGCUUGUCAGUACGAAGGGAAGGCGAGGGUGGUGGUGCCACCAGGGGAGUACGUGACGGACACGAUCUUGUUUUUGGGCCCUUGCAAAGGGUCGAUGGGGUUCAUAAUGAAAGGGCGGCUGACGCCGCCUGACAGGCUGAGCCACUCCGAUGAGUGGAUCACGUUUAGGUAUGUGAACGGGUUGUUGGUUUCCGGCCAUGGCACGUUCGACGGCAAGGGUUACGUUGCUCCCACUCCCAAACCUCCGGCCAUUUCGCUGCGGUUCGAGUUCAUAAACGACGCCGUGAUCAGCCACAUCCGCUCCCUCAACAGCCGCAACGCCCACUUCCAGCUCUUCGGCAGCAAUAAAAUCCGGAUGCACAACCUCCUCAUCCGCGCCCCGGGCAACAGCCCCAACACCGACGGCAUCAAGAUCGGCGCCUCCACCGACGUCCACGUCACCAACUCCGUCAUCGGCACCGGCGACGACUGCAUCUCCAUCCUGGGAAAAAGCUCCGACAUCUACGUGUCCCAGGUCCUCUGCGGGCCCGGACACGGCAUCAGCGUCGGAAGCAUGGGGUUCUACGACAACAACGCGGAAAACGACGUCGUCACGGACGUCACGGUGACGGACUGCACCUUCCGCGGGACGUCUGACGGCGUCAGGAUCAAGACGUGGGCCACGGCUAACGCCGGCCUGGUCCGUAACUUGACGUUUAGUAACAUCCAUCUCGAUAGCGUGGAUAAUCCCAUUGUGAUUGAUCAGGAGUAUUGCCCUUACCCUCCUUGCAAGCAGGUGCCGUCGCGUAUUCGAAUCGAGGAUGUGACGUACGACAACGUAUGGGGGACGUCGAGGACGGCGGUGGCGGUGAAGCUGAACUGCAGCAAGAUGUACGGGUGCAAGGGUUUGGUGUUGAGGGACAUAAACAUGGUUCAGAAGAAUGGGCUCGAUGCGGUGUCGUUUUGCUCUCACGCCGUUGGUGCGACUCACGGCGUGCAGAAACCGUCGCCUUGCUUGUAGGGCAGGGGUCAGGCUUCUGUUUUUAGAUUCUGAAUCUUUUUUGUUUUAGAGUGAUCAUUAGUUGAUCCCAAUUAAGAAUUUGAUUAAGCAGCCAUUAGAGAGUUAAUUACAUUCUACUUCGAAUAAAGACGGUGAGGUUGAGAGGUGGUCGACAAAUGUAAUGCAGCGACCCUUUGAAGCCAAUUAUUCAUUAAUUAAGGUCUUGUUGGAGU